CUUCUCAUCUUCCAACUUCAACACCAUUCUCCCUCAUCUGAUCUCUUCUCACUCCUCUUCCCUCCUCCCUCUUUCUAUUCUACUUACCUAAACCAUAACACACAAUGCGUCUGCUUCUACUUUGUGCUUUCUUGGCUUCUCUAGUGGCUGCCACAGCCGCCAACUUUCUCCGAGAUGUCGACAUUACGUGGGGCGGCCCGCGUGCCAAAAUUCUUGAUGGAGGCCGACAUCUCAGCCUUUCUCUUGACAAAGAUUCAGGCUCUGGUUUCCAAUCUAAGAAACAGUUUCUAUUUGGAAGGUUUGAUGUCCAAAUGAUGCUUGUCCCUGGAAACUCUGCUGGCACUGUUACCACCUUUUAUUUGUCUUCUGAAGGAACGAGUCAUGAUGAGAUUGACUUUGAAUUCUUAGGCAAUUUAUCGGGAGAUCCAUACACACUCCACACCAAUGUGUACUCCCAAGGAAAAGGAGACAGAGAACAACAAUUUCAUCUCUGGUUUGAUCCCACAAAGGCCUUCCACACUUACUCCAUUGACUGGUCUCCACAAAGUAUCAUGUUUCUAGUGGAUAACAUUCCCAUAAGGGUGUUCCACAACUGGGAAAAGAUUGGUGUUUCAUACCCAAAGAGCCAACCAAUGAAAGUAUAUUCAAGCCUAUGGAAUGCAGAUGAUUGGGCAACCAGAGGAGGGCGAGUGAAGACAGAUUGGACAAAGGCUCCUUUCACAGCAUCUUACAGAAACUUUAAUGCCAAUGGAUGCGUUGCAUCAACUGGAUCAUCAUCAUCUUGCAGCUCCAAAUAUGCCAAUACUCAGCAAGGUGGAACAAAAAACAAUCAAGGAUUGGACGCCAAGAGUAGGAAUAGAUUGAGAUGGGUGCAAUCCAAGUUCAUGGUUUAUAAUUACUGCACUGACCGUCAAAGAUUUCCUCAAGGCAUCCCAGCUGAAUGUAGGCGCUCAAGGUUUCUAUGAGAAAAAACAUGAAAACGUAUUGAUUAUUUGAUUUGUUAAUUAGUUCCUGCAUUCGGAUAUGGUUUCAUGUAAUUUUUUUAAAUUCUUUUUUUGCAUAUAAAUUUGUAUCCAAAAUUGUCUUAUCUUUACCUCUCGACCACAUGUUCAUUUUAAAUAAUCACUUUUCUUCUAA
Molecule: messenger RNA, 1137 nt
Organism: Cucumis sativus (cucumber)
Lineage: Eukaryota; Viridiplantae; Streptophyta; Magnoliopsida; Cucurbitales; Cucurbitaceae
Product: xyloglucan endotransglucosylase/hydrolase 2
Exons: 3
Coding region: 105-965 (286 amino acids)
Biological process (GO): xyloglucan metabolic process; cell wall biogenesis
Cellular component (GO): cell wall; apoplast
Molecular function (GO): hydrolase activity, hydrolyzing O-glycosyl compounds; xyloglucan:xyloglucosyl transferase activity
Source: RefSeq, a predicted model, not a curated record